This is a messenger RNA of Python bivittatus (Burmese python), 942 nucleotides long. RefSeq names its product olfactory receptor 10A4-like. Gene Ontology annotation, biological process: G protein-coupled receptor signaling pathway. The record is from RefSeq and is a predicted model, not a curated record. Gene Ontology annotation, cellular component: membrane. NCBI's taxonomy places the organism in Eukaryota, Metazoa, Chordata, Lepidosauria, Squamata, Pythonidae. Gene Ontology annotation, molecular function: G protein-coupled receptor activity; olfactory receptor activity.
AUGAAGAAAGAAAACCAGUCCUGUUUGACCGAGAUUGUCCUGCUAGGUUUCUCAGAUUUCAAAAGUUUACAAAAACUUUUAUUUUGCCUGGUUCUAAUAUUCUACUUCAUGGCCUUGAUGGGAAACAGCCUGGUUUUGAUCCUCACCAUUGCCAGUCCCCACCUUCAUAACCCUAUGUAUUUCUUUGUUUUGAACUUGUCCUUUUUGGAAAUUGGCUAUACCUCGUCCAUCAGCCCAAAGAUGCUAGUGAACUUAUUAUCAGAGAAACAGACUAUAUCCUUUUGGGGCUGUGGAUUUCAAAUGUGCUUCUUUGUUCUCUUUAGUGUCACUGAGUGUUGUCUUCUUUGUGUCAUGGCGUAUGACCGCUAUGUUGCCAUUUGCAAACCCUUGCAAUACCCAUAUAUCAUGAACUACAGGGAAUGUGCUAAGCUUGCUGCUGCCUCAUGGGUCUUUGGGAUUUCAAUGGGUUUGGGACAAUCUAUUUCGAUCUUCACCCUUCCUUUCUGUGGGUCGAAUCGAGUUAGCCAUUUCUUCUGUGAUAUUAUGCCUGUUCUAAAACUGACUUCCACCAAUACCUACAAAAAUGAAGUGGCCAAUGCCACACUAACUGUGGUAUUUGUCCUGGUACCUCUUUUGCUCAUCUUCUUUUCCUACGUCCUUAUCAUCUCUACUAUUCUCAUAAUGCCAUUGGCCAAGAACAGGCGCAAAGCAUUUUCCACUUGUUCCUCACAUCUCAUUGUUGUUCUCCUGUACUAUGGAACAAUUGCUGCUACCUACAUUCAUCCCAACUCAGCAAAUUCUGGGGACAAUAACAGGUUCCUUGCCCUGCUUUACACAGUAGUGACUCCCAGCUUGAACCCCAUCAUUUACAGCUUGAGGAAUAAAGAGAUAAAAGCUGCUUUCAAGAAAUCAGUACCAAAGAAAUGGGUCUUUCUUAGGUGA